This is a messenger RNA of Sabethes cyaneus, 6875 nucleotides long. RefSeq names its product serine/arginine repetitive matrix protein 2 (gene srl). Lineage: Eukaryota; Metazoa; Arthropoda; Insecta; Diptera; Culicidae. Gene Ontology annotation, cellular component: nucleus. The record is from RefSeq and is a predicted model, not a curated record. The coding region runs from base 691 to 5127 and encodes 1478 amino acids. The transcript is spliced from 7 exons. Gene Ontology annotation, biological process: positive regulation of transcription by RNA polymerase II. Gene Ontology annotation, molecular function: transcription factor binding; RNA binding.
CGGACAGUGCGGUGUCUCGCGCUGUCAUUAGAUAACUUUUCACAUGUGAUUUUCGCGUAUCGGUUUGCGGUGUCCUUUUGUUCCGUGCGGGUAUCCGGUAGUGCAGCAAAUAAAAGUUACAAAAUAAUAAAUUUCGAUUGAUAAACAAAGCCAGUGAAAUCGGUGAAAACGGGGCAAGUGGCAGUUUUAGGCCUAGACUGUAUUGGAAAGAAAAAUUUCGGAGCCAAAAAAAAAAAAAAAAUAGUUUGCACGUGAAUUUGGACGUCACCCGUAGCUGUUGCUGUUUCAGCAGAAUAUUUUAAUCCGUUGUUACUGGCGGUGUGUUUGUGAUGUGGGGGGAGAUCAAGUGAUUGGCGUGUAACCCAAAAUCGGAAGAAGUGAUGACAUUUUAUGGAAUGUCCAAUGAUUGUGCUGAAAAAUAUGAAUAGUUUUGUUCGAUUGCAUGCAGUAGGCGGCGUCGCCUAGAAUUAUUGUCGAGAAAGUAUAAGUGAAUGUGAAUCCCCAACCACCAGCCCUGUAGUAGAAUCCAAACAGACACAAACCGAGAACGGUCUCGGUUCUGGAGAAGACCCCCCUCCCAGAACCGAGAUAUUCCCGCCUGCAGCAACCUGUAACGGUUAGGAGCCUAUCAUCGUGGAAGUGGAUUCGCAAUAUUUAUUAGUCAAUACAUUAUACAUAGAGCCUUAGAAUAUGGAAUUUAAAAUACUUAAUGUGUCGGCUGUGCGGACAAUUCCGACAGCGUCACAUUUUACCGCAAUGGGCCGCGGUCACAUGUACGAUGCAAGCUUUCAAACCUUUUCGGGAGAAAAAUUAAUUCGUGGCUUGCCGUACAGUAUUCCGGCGGUCAGUCACCACUAUGGCAAUGCUUUUACACCGAAUGAUGGUGAUGAGGAGUUGGAAGAAGAGGAAAUUGAUACGGAGGAAGAAGGAUGUACUGAACGACAGAUUCAGCAGCAACAAUUUGGCAUUGCCGAUAUAAGCGACGGCGAGUACUACUACGAAGAGGAAGAGAUGGAUGUCGAAAUGUCACCGGCUAUCGAGGUAAUUUCGAUUGAUCCGAACUGUGAUUAUGAUUCGGAGGAGGAAACCGACAGAGAAUGCCUGCAGCAGCAGCAGCAACGGUCGACGACGGCAAACCAGUUGGAGUUUGUAAUAGAACACCCCUUUGACCAGCCAUCCGUGGCGGGAGAAACGGUCAUCGAGAACGUUUGCGUUUCGGAUGACGUCGAAACGACGGCGAUAAUAGAAGCUUUGGAAAGUGACAACAUAGAAGCUGAGCUGGAGAAUCUUCAUCGUGAUUCGGAUGGCGAAGACUCCGACAGUAGUAGCAGUUCAGACAGUAGCGCUAGUAGUAGUAGUGCUAGUAGUAGUAGUGCUAGUAGUAGUAGUAGUAGUAGCGCAAGUAGUAGUAGCGACAGCGAUAGUAGUACUGAUAGCGAUAGUGACAGCAGUAAUAAUGACAGUGGCGACAGUAAACAGAGCAGAAGGAACGCUUCCGGUUCGGAAAAUGAAACCACAUCUACAGCGUUCAGUCCUUUGGGUUUAAAUCAUUCUGACCAUGAAGAUGGAAGUGUGAAAAACAAAGAAAAUCUGCAGCGUGUAUUGGAGCGUCGGAAAUUGAUGGCCAAGGAACGUUUGAAGCGUAGAAAUAGCACCGAUAGAAAGUCGUUUUCUUUGCCGCACUCUCCGGUUGUGCCAGUUGAAGCAGCCGGAUGGCCGCAAGACGCUACCAGCUUGAGUUUCGAGGACCUCGACAUAUCGACAAUUGCCAACGAGCUAAGUCCAUUGAAGGUUCCAGGGCGUGCUGGCGUGGCUGAUGACAGCUUAAUAGAAGAGAUGGCACAAAGCAAUUUCGAUUUGGCUUCUUACAUCACCGAUGAUAAGUCUCCUAAUGUUUCCCACUCGGCUUACAACGCGGCACAAAAGAAACCGCAAAGUCUACGCAAAGCUUCCCCUGUUAAAAAACAACUCAAAUCACGUGGGAAACAGAUCAAAAUGCUGCGAGAAUUAAUGAUUUCACCGAAGUCUAGAGCCUCUGACUCGGCUGGUACACGAAGAAGCUGUACAAGCAAUGCACGCCGAAUCGUGGAGAAUAGUGAUUCCGAAACGGAACAGUCUGAAGUGGAAGCAGACAUUACAAGCAGUAGCAAGAUUUUUGGAAUUGACCAAUUAGCUAAUAAAUCGAAGCGAAAGGAUGAUGAUACCAAGGCUGAUCCAACAUGGAAUCCAAAACCUGUUCAUCGAACAAUGGCUCAGACUCACAAAAUAACAGCCAUUCCUACGCCAGCUGUUGCCAAUGAGGCACUGCCAACGGAAAUAGGAACAAUCGACGUAAAACCCCAAGCAAUCCCAGUAAAGUCAGUUGAAAGCACAAAACAAACCAGUUCAACAGUCAAUAAAAGUAAAGUACUAAGCGCUAAUUCACAACUGGCGCGCAAUAAGGUGCUAUCGUUGAUGAACAAGAGCAAACAACAGAAGUGUCCUGUCAAAAAGAAAUCCACCAGCUUCGUCGAACCAAAAUCAAACAAUGUCAGUAAGCCGAAAACUCCCAGUUCGUCAGAGCAACCAGAAAAGAAACCUCAAUUUACCUCCAACAUUAAACUUGAUCAUGACUAUUGCUCACCAAAGAAAAAACUCACCGUAAACUCGUCAGCAUCCGGUGUUUCGCAAAGGAAGGCAAUUGAGAUUCCCUUUUUGCUGCCUACCAUAGACCAGCCGAAGAGAAAGAAGAAACAAUUGAAAAGUGUCAACAAACAACGGCCCCAAGAGACGGAUAUCAAAAACAAACAAACGGGUAAUAACUGUGAUAAGAAAAAUAGUCAAAACGUGGAACGCGUCGAAAAAGUGGUCUCCGUAAAAUUAGAGCCAGUUGCAGAGAAAAUAGCGGAGCAUAGUAGUGCUAUCGAUUUGGCUAAGCCACAAGCGAUACGGCAGCAGCAGCCGCCCAAGCAAGUUUCACUAUUGAAGGUCAAUCAGAACAAACCGUGUGCGGAGCAAAAACCAACAACUUACCCACUCAACGUAAAUGUCAAGUCUGAACCCUUACCAAUCACCAACACCCAAUCGAACACCAAAGCUGAACUGCCUGUUAAAAUAAAGAAGAAACUGAAUCUUGAAGAAUACAAGAAAAGACGUGAGUUACCAGCGGAGGAGAGUACACUCCCGGCGGCCGCUGCAGCAGAAAUUAGCAGCAGCACUAGCAGUGAUAGCGUGAGUACCAACAGCAUUUCUUCCAGUAGCGAGGAGCUGAUAGCAACGGAUCAGGCUGCAAAGAAAAGCCAGACACCAGCGCGGGGCGUUCGUGCUCUUGCCCCUCUGGAUCCGAUUUCGGCAGCUAGACUGAAAGCGCUGCGAAUGCAGCAACUCAAAAAGGAAGCAGCUAUCAAGUCGACCGAAGCGAAGAUCAUUCCAAAAACUGUUCCUACUACCAUAGUGCCGCUUGCAGAAAUUACCUCCAUCAAAUUCGACGAGCACGGAAAUCCUGUGCCAUACGACAAAAAUGCCGAGAAAAGCCAGUUGGAAACGAAACUGCACGUGGACUUUGAAGAAAUCGUCAUCGUUUCGAUGGGAUGCAAUACGGACCUCACAAUCGACCCUAGACGAGCAAAACAGGAGACUGUUAAAAUAAAAAAUACUUCCACCGAACUGCCAGAGAAGUGUAUAGCUAAAAGCGAACUUCUCUCCAACAUUACGGAUACGAUCAAGCGUUGCCAAUCAUCCGGACCGGCUAUUAUUUCCAGCAGCUCGCUGAUUUCAGGCAUCCACGAAAUGGUCAUCAAAAAGAAAUCGGACAAGUUGUUGCUCACCGGCGGACUAGCCAGUCAGCAAGGUUCACCGAACAUCGGUGGUUCCCCACCGAAUGCAUUUUCACCCGGCAAACCGGAGAAAGCAGGUGGUUCUUACGAGUCGUGUUCUCCCUCAUUUGACUAUGACGAAACCAAACUACGUCAAACAGCACCAGCACAAGAAGAGAAACCGGUGGAACAUGGUGAAGACAAAAUCAUCAUGCAUUUACGUAAAGAUCGGCAACGGCCCACCUGUAUUUCGGUAGCAAUUCAAACUCUUCCUCUGGAUCGAUUUCCACAGUUGAAGAUCCUAUCCCCAAUCAAGAAGAAGCAAAAGUCACGCAGCGUGUCGAACAGCAGCGUUGAAUCAGUACAACAACGAAGUCGCAGUCGACAGACGGAGGACAGAGAUCGCUCGCGUCGACAGUAUCGCCGACGACGCAGUAGAAGCUCUUCCGUUGAAGAAUCAACAAGCCGUAAUAGAUCAGCUAAUUCGUAUCACAGCCGCAGCAAACACUCAUCGUCCAGGCGAAGCCGCAGUCGGUGCAGAUCUCGAUCAUGCUCUAGAUCUGGCCGCUGCUCUAGACGCAGCCGUAGUCGCAGCCGUAGCCGCAGCCGGUCGUAUCGUUGCCAUAAGAGCAUAUCAUCGGAAAGACGGUCACGCUACGAUAGACGUGAUCGCCAUCGUCGGGACCAAAGAGGAAGAAAACGCAGUUACCGAAGCCGGUCAUCAAGCUACUCGGACAGCAGUCGAUCUUCGUACUCUCGUUCCAGGUCUGGUUCAAGGCGAUCACGUUCGCGUUCGCGGUCGCGGUCGCGGUCAUCUUCUCAGGCUAGUCGGAUGCUGCAGCAGCAGCAGCAGCAGCAAAGCAACAACUACAGGCAGCCGGCAGUAUCACCUGAACGAAAAAUUGUCUACGUGGGGCGAUUGGAAGCAUCGUUGAAACGAGACGAUUUAAAGCGGAAAUUUUCGCAUUUUGGUCGUAUUAAGCAAGUCACGAUUCAUUAUAAGGGAUCAGGUGCAAAAUAUGGAUUCGUGACAUUCGAGAAACCGCAGGAUGCCUACAGAGCCAUAGAUGAAAGCGGAUCCGAUCCUAAUCUGGGUGGCUACGAUGUCAGUUUUGGAGGGCGUCGUGCCUUCUGUCGAACGGAGUACGCUGAUUUAGAUGGCGAUCUCUCCCAGGACCAUGAAGCGGUACCCUAUUUGGCUCCGGACGGAACGAUGCUCCUUACGCCGAAUCCUCUGAGCGUUAUGCCACGUAAUGACGGGCCCGAAUCGUUUGAAGAUAUGCUGAGAAAACUGAAAAAGGAGAUUAUUGCCAAAAAGCCGCGCAAAUCAUGACCACUGUGCCAAAACGUGAACGUGAGUCCCAGGUGUAUGUUUUUGGCGUGUUACACAGUACUGUCGGCGUAUUAGGUUGGUUCCUGCUAGGUUUGUCGUUGUCCCCCGUUCGACUGAUGAAAUUUCAAAGAACAGCUGGACAGAUUUUGUGAAUAGUUAAAGUUGAUUCAUCGUUUUACAAUGCUUGAUUGUCGUUUUGGCACAUUUCCCACGUUUUUUACAGACUUGUGCAGUUGUACUUUUUUUCAUUCUAACAUUUUAAAGAUUUCCAAUGGCACACCCGAUAAUGAUUUUUGCAGCAAAAAUAUUCAUUAACGGUACAAAGCUACCCCAAUAUUUUUUUUAUUUUAAAACAAAUGAAAUAAACUUCAAAAUUUACGCUAAGGUAGCUGCGUCUUACACAGAAACCGUGUGAUUUUAUAAUUUAUAUUUAUCAUACAAUCAAACUGUCAAUAAAAAAUAAUUGGAGUCUGUUGCAUUGUAUCUGCUAGACAAAAUUUUCUUCGUUGGUUUCUGAUUGCGAAAUUCAAGGAGAGUUUGGAAACCAGUUUUAUAAAUCAAAUCAAAUUUUAUGUUUCAGAUUUCUAUUCUAUUCGACUUCUUCGCUUAUUUUGAUACUAAUUCAAAAACGAUUUGACCAACGGUUUCAAUUUUUCAUUCAUUUUAUUUCAUUCGACCACCGGAAGUGGUUGGUAAAAUCAUUCUAGUGACUCGCAAAACAAACUUUGUUGGUAGACGUUUGCAAAAGAUAAGCAAACAAUAAGAUUUUAAUUUUUCAUUUACCUUUUCUUUUGUUUUUUAAUAUUUUUUAAAGAUGAAAACACAAUUUUACAAGAGCUAGGUAACAUUGGAUGGAGUUUUUUUUCGUAAGAAACUGGAAUGUUUAUUUGUUUGAGUUUUUUUUGCCACUCACACUUCCCUGGGACGGAUCGCCGUAAAAUUAAUAUCAAAAUUAAAAGCCGAAAUGUCCAUAGAAUCGAAGUCCGAAAUAAAAACAAUACGAUUUUAACUCAAAACUUCGACUGCUGAACACCUUCAACGUAGAAGAAUUAUGGAGAACAGUAUGAAUGUUUACUUGUAUCUGAAUAUGCAGCUCUAUCAUGAGUAAUUUUUCAUUGUCUCAAUUUUAUUCAAUUGUUAAUGGAUUACUUGUUGAAUGGUAAAGAUUUUUUGCUCAAUUUUCUAUUAAUUGUGUAGUUAAUUAACUAAAUCGGCAGGGUGGUUAUUAUUUGAAGUUUAAUUCUUUCAAGUAUGGCGCUCCAAACUAUAGGUGUAUGUAUUGACCAGCAUUCAAAAAUUCGAAUUAAAACAAAAAAUCAGUGCUUAAAAAAUACAGAUAAAUUUGCAGCUUAGCUUGUUUACCACCGCGAUAAGCUGUAAAACCAUAUUCGAGUGACUAGACUAUCAUAAGUGUUGUAUUUUGCGUAAACAAUAAUGAAAGAAAUCAGGAAAACUAGACGUUUAAAAUCUGUGAUUUUUUUAAUCCUAAACAAACAGUUCCCAGAGGGGCUAUUUUCAGGAUAGGAAAUAAAAUACGUUCACUUCCACGAUUAUAGAAGCUAAGUUUAGUGUUAGCAAAUCGACCGUCUGUCAGGGCGGUUUUCUUUUGGUUUUGUUCGUCAAUUAGUUAACAACUUAGUACAUAUUGAAUGGAUCUAGAUAGCAGUUUUUUUUGGCAAUUGAUAGCUUUUCAAUAUUUUGACUUCGAUUUGUUUUAGCAAUAGUUUAGUCAGUUAAUUUUACUUAUA